GCGUAUAUUACACAUGUGCGUGACGCUCGUCAUAGAAACUCUGGGCGUUGCACCGUAGCUUGCUCAUGUGCACACGUUGACGCCGCAUGCCUACCCUCACGAUAAUGCUUCAUUUCUCCUCUGCACACGAUUUCUUCCAUAGCUGGCCGUCCAUAUGUUUGUCCGUUUCUCUAAUGCUCGCGUAAUACGAUAGCAGACGCUACCCCAUCUGUACGUGAUAAGCAGAGACGUGUACAUACAAGCACACGUACUUGUACUUGUGACGCAUGACUAAAGGAAUCUCGGUGAAACGAGAGUUUCGAGAGCCGUUGCAGCGGCUCCGCCCGUGCGUUUAGCCGCUUAGUGGUUACAGGUAGGUAUGCGAGUAGGCGCCAUCGUGACCGCCUACAGGGAGAUACACUUCCACAUUGAUACGUGGACGAAAGUGCGGGCCGGCUGAACGCGCAUAUGCAUUUAUAUGACAUGCGAUCACAAGAUUUUAUUUUCAUAAAAUUACGAUCGUGCUCGAUGUAUUUUAAUAGAAAUAAACAAUCAAGAUAUAACGCAUAAAUUUAUUACUACCAAUUAUACUACUAAUUUCUUAUUAUAGCAUAAUAUUCUAAGACGUUACUGCAAAUAUUAAAUAACAGAUAUUCAUGACUCUUAUUCAGAAAUAACAUUUACCAAAUGUAAUUUAAUUUAUCAAGAAAUUGUUUGACAAGUAUUGAGGGAGAAAGCUGUUAUCUCUGUUUAGAAUAUCCAGAGGCAUAAAUUAUUUGAGUUUAAAAAAUGUAUGAGCAGUUACGCACACAGCUAAUCUGUCUUUGCUCGUAUGUAUGAUUAGAUUCGAAGCUAUGCACGCAUAUAUGCAAUGAGCAUUCUAUAUAUGCAUACAUGCAUUAAAGUGUGUAUGCAUGACACGUGCACGUGCGUGGUAUGCAUUGCGUAUGUAUAUAUGUAUGUUUAUAUGUGUGUUUUGUGUAUUUUUGUAACAUUUGCACAGUACAUAAAUAAGUGUAGAUUAUAAACUCUAUUGUAAACUCUAUUAUAAACUUUAGAAUUCAACGACUCGCAUUCUUUACCCUGGAUAAAAGAUGAAUGUGCAUACAUACACAGUUGUUUCCCAAUGACCAUGAUCGCUUAUCGCACUUCCAUUCGCAACAUGUCAUAGUUCACGAAUUCUUUCAGUCAUUCCGCUGUUAUCGAGUGACCGUACUUUCAACGGAAUAUAUUAUGUACUCAUAUCAGUUGAGAAUACAAAUAUUUUCAUAAAAUUAUAAAUGCAGGCUAUAAUAUAUCGGAAUGUAUUUUAUGUAUGAUGAAAAAGUAGUAGUGUUCUAAAUAUUAAUCAUUAAAUUAGGAACGCAGUUUAUUUAUUUUGCGAUUUGUAUCAUAUUGGAUAAAUAACGUCUUUUAUACAGUUCAGAGAGAGAGAGAGAGAGGGGAGAAAAUAGUGAAGUAAGAAUUUAAAAGACGCACAAUUAUAAAUAAAAUUCGACUUCAGAAAUGAUAAAAUUUGAAAGCCUGAAACAAAUUCUGGCAACAGUGGUCAGCACAAAACAUGCAUUGCAAAAUAAUACGAAUUUUUGAACGAUGGCCAACUUGACGAAAAUUUAACAGGAUUCUGGGAUCAACUCCGACGAAAUAGAUAUUUGCACGCAUUUGUUGUUUUUACCAAGAGAUUUAAACUUCUAUUCUAAUAAAUCAAACUAAAAAUUAUCUAUAAAAAAUGAAGACAAAUUUUUUUGUAAUUGCAAAACUCGUGCUCCUAUUUUCUUUAUAUUUAAAAUCAAUACGAAUAAGAUAGACAAGAGCCACGAACAGUGGAUUGGAAGCAAGGUGUUGCAAGUCGGAACAUCAGUAAAUAGAGACUUGGCCCGUCUAUUUUUUUUCUCUUCGUUGUUCUUUGACAUUCCUAUAGUCUGCUCGAAGGGCAUAUCUGUACAUAAAUACGUAGAAGAGUACAGAAAGCGAAGGCUACUACAGCCACAUGAACGAGCGCGAAGAAAGAAGAGAGACAGAGAAUGGUCGACGUACAUCAUUUGGGCGCCGAGAAGUCUGGCUCGACCAAGCCAGGCCAGAGGCGCGUCUCUGGUUACGCGACUAUUUGGGGCGCCAAGCUGGUGGCCACAGCAAUGUGGCGGUGAACGGGGAUUGGAGAAGGAAGACGGGGCAAGAAGAGGGUGUAGGUAGGCGUCGAGCAACGUCCACCGUGCUAAAGAGAAGCUUGCAGGGCCGGCGAAUGAGGAGAAAAGCAGGAGAUCGCCAAAGGGGGCUCCACAGGCCACAUUCCAGAAGAAUGCGAGUUUUCAAACAUACCUGGCCUGCGUGAAUGUAGGUCCAUGACCGAUCCUAUAAUACGCACACAGCGAUCUCCUGCGAGCUGCAUUCGUUCCUCGUCUCACCUCUCCUACGUCGACCGUUCGAACGAUUCCCUCCAUAGCGCGUCCCUUCCCCCCUAAUGCUGCUCUAUUGCACACAGACAUAUAUACGUACACGUAUAUACCCUCCCUUCCCUGUUCUCCAUCAUGCUCUCCCUUUCUUCGUCCCUCGCGCUCACCCGAACGACCAGGCCGACCGAGCUGGCGACACCCUGUCUGGCAAGACCGGCCGGCGGACAAAAGAGGGGGCGCCCGAGUGCUGCGUUGCCACGUCCUCGAUCUUCGUGCUGCGCCUACCUUCGGCCCCAAGGACAAAUCCGACGAGCCGUGCCAGCCGUCGUACUGCACUAGGCGACUGCCGGUCUGCUGCUGCUGCCUCGAUGUUUUCCUUAUGAUGCUUACCGUCAAUAUUAUAUUGAACGAAUACUCUCGACUGUUCGCGGAAGCACGAGAGGCAGAAUAGGAUAAAUGAAGAAGAGGCAAAAAGCAGGACAAAGAGCAGAAAAAUAAAGGAGAGCUAAAAUUAUACGUUUGCUCGACUUGUGAUUAAUUUAUUGCAUCAGUACGAAUUAAAUAAAAAAUAUUGAUAAAUUACUAACAUUAUUGUGGUAUAACGGACACGUUAUUAAUUACUUGUAUAGAAAAUUGACAGGGAGAUCUCUGUUUCAAGGAGAUGGAUAGUGGAAUACUUGAGCGAUGAAUCGUACCUAUAUAACUACGUGAAGGCCGAGGAGGCAGGUGCCUUCUUGCCGCUAUUGCUGCACGACGGACGUGCUCAAAAGGGGGCCUCAUCGUGAUCGGCGGGCACAAGAAUAGCCGCCGUGAUUCUUGGAAAUAGAGUAGGGUGCCUCUUCAAAGAACUGCGAGAGGAUUCGUCGGCAUCCUUGGUUUCUGCUGGUGGCGCGAAUCGUGGAAAUUUACGAGGCCUCGUCCGUUUCUUUUUAUCGGUCUAUCUUGCUCACGCGCUCGUUCAUCGAAGUAUAUGCGAGCGUGCGGCUUGCGUCAUUGCCUCGCGGGUCUCUCCACGCAUUUGUAUGUGUUGCGGCCUACGUGUGGCUAAGAAGACAUGGCAACGGCGCGUGAAGCUAAACAUAUUAACUGUCGGCUCACGCCACAAAAACAACAUGAUCUCAUUCCACGGCGCAUAUGCAAGAGGCUAUCAUAUACCUUCAAAUCUCAUUCAAAAGCGCCCUCAAUGAUAUGAAAGAGAAAAAAAGAGAAAGAAAAAGAAAAAAUACGAAAUUCUAUUUAUCAAAAAAAUAAUCGUACAUAAAUAAAAUACUGAAAAAUUUAACGCGCAUUUAACGGUAAACUAUGAGAUUGCUGAGUAGAACUAGCAAAAUACGAUAUUGAUAUCACAAAGUUAUAAUGUGGAUUGUUUUAACCCCAAUAAGCUUAGCAUUAGUCGUGAGCUUGUAUGGACAUAAGCGCUUUUCCUGGAAGUCGAGAUCUCGUCACCCACUAGCCGCUUUACCAGACUGUAAAAUUUCCAGUGCUACCGUUGAGUCGAGAGUGCACGUAAGAUACAUGUAUAUUAUAAUAGUCACAUCAUUUUAUGUCGUGACUUACCGUUGGUCUAAAUUAUAUAUACACGUUUCGAUUUUCAAGGAAUACAUCUUACCAUUUAUGUUUAUCUAUCUCAAUAGCUUGCAAUAUUGCUCUUACUCGUAAAAUCUGUACAGAUUCCUUGCCCCCCUUUCCGUAUGUGCUAUAUAAAUGAUAGAAAAUCAUUUGAUUUGUAUUUAAUUCCGUAUAUCGAGAAGUCGAAUAGAGGUAUAAUCAGCUUAAGGAGAAAGGCGAGUAAAAAUUGAGGCUCCAUGCUGGCUGGCUGCGACGGCGAGCUGCUAAGCGGCGCGGCAAGCAGGCAGUCAGACAUCCUCGGCAGACAACAUGGCGCCGAGAGCGUCGUCGUCACGCCGGCGUGACGUUUCCCGCGCGCGUCAUUAACGGAAGUGAGCUUACAAAAUGGCGGAGUUUUACGGCGUUGAGGUGUGAAAGGGAAGAGAGAAAGGAUGGGAUAUGAGAGACGGCCGUGGUGUCUACGUCUGCGAGUAGUUAGAUAGGCAAGCGAAGCAGGAUAGCGAGAGACCAUAGAAAGAGAGAAGGUUAGGUCGGUGGCACAGAGAAAGAAGAAUGACUAGUAGCUGCCUUCAGCAAUGGACUAGCGCCCGCACUAUACGAAUGGGCCAACGGGACGUCGAGGAGGCACUCAUUAGAUGGAAAGAGGAAGAGCGAUGAAGGUGAUACAUUGAACGCAGAAAGCGCUAAACGAAGUGAACAGCGGGUGGGGAUACAUGGAGGAGAGGCUGAGAGUGCGAGAAGAGAGGCUCGAGGAAAUAAGAGAGUGAGAGACAGCUAUAAAGUGGAGGGGAAAGACUAGUGGGAAGCAGCGGCGGUUCUUGUCGGUAGUGGGGAUGAAAAUUAGUUACGGCAUCUACCAAGACCUAAAAGGAACUCCGGCGCCGCACGGUCAGAUCGCAUCGUGCAAUGUUAAGCGUUAAGGUAGUCUCGUGCGUCGUUUUCAGUGCCGGUUUUAAAGUUCAUGGUAGUUGUUAUCUGCGUCGUCAGUAUACUCGGAUUUGCUUUGAUAGUCGGCGUGACGGCCAUUGUCACGAGUGCGACAAGAUAUUGCGUGUAUAUAAUAUUUAAAAAAACUCAUGACCUAUGACGUGAGUGAGGUGCUCAGUGAGGAUAACUCAGUGAAAAUGAUUCAUUCGAAGCACCAGCAAUCAGUGCAUCAACAACACCAACAGCAGAAUAUGCGAAAAUCUGUAGGCGUUAUGGGUACCAGACGUAUUUUUACAACGGUCUUCAAAAUUAAAGUUCUAGAUUCUUAUAGGCACGACAAGGAUUGUCGCCAGAAUCAACGCGCUACUGCGAGAAAAUAUGGUAUUCAUCGCCGUCAAAUACAAAAAUGGCUACAAUGUGAGGAGCAACUCAGAAACAGUGUUGAAAACGGAAAUACUGCUUCGUCGGCGACUAUUUCUUCCGCUGGUGUUCCUAAAUCGGAUGGUACUGUGACGGAAGUUACAGGAACUGUCGUGACUCCUGGAACGCCGGCCUUGAACCUCAACCUCGCCAGACAGCACGGCGACGAGCUGACUACACAGCAAGGGCCCCCACCUCCUCAUCCUCCGCAUGGCAGUGCACCCUCCUCGCCCCAAUAUAGCCUUCAAACUACUACCACCGGUACGGCUUUGCCCCUGUGUAUUACUUCCGUAGGAUAUCAAGAAUAUUCAUCAGAACAGCGUCUUCGUUUGGAGCUCGAAGAAAGAGUCCACAUACCAGAGAUUCAUGUAUAUCCAGACACGCAAGUGGAUCAGGACCGUAAUUACUACGUGUUGAAUGGAGACGGACAGCAAGAUACAGAAACAACGUCUCUUUUCAGCAGCAGAAACGAAACAAAGGUAUAUCAGACUUUGACGAAUUACCAUUCGCCGCAUCAGGAGCAUCGAUACGUAAAUGAUAUCAACAGUACAAGUGUGCAUAAUCAUUCGCCUAAACAUUCGCAGCAACGGGAACAAAAUUAUGGAAAUGUCGAUUCAUUCGACGGAAGAUCGUAUGGCUUGCUACUAGCGCCGUCGAUGAUAAAGACAGAGCCAGCGAGCCCAGACACAGCGGCGACGUCAGGGCUGUACGAGUCAUCGAGCUCUCCCAGCAACUCACGGGCCCCACUCUCGCCGGUAUCGCAUCGAGCUGCCGAUAGUGGCAACUCCUCAUCGUCCGUUCACUUUGUUGACUGCUCACGAACCUCCGCAAGUCCGUACUUGCACGUGCACGCACAUGAACACGCACACGCAUGUCCACCGCUGGAUUCCGAGAAAUCGGUCCCUUCGCUCUUGCACCAGCAGGAGAGAGAGUCGGAGGAGAUGCGGCAUACCGAGGAGAAGAGAGAGGAAGAGAUGUUGGAAAACACAGAUUACUGCAAAGCCGUAGUCAAAGAGGAAUUGGACUUGGAUGAAGAAGAAGCGUAUGACGAAAAGGAAGGAGCUACAUCUUCUUCAUGUAUUGAUUAUCAGCGACCAUUACGAUUACCUGUCGACAAAUCUUUGGGUAGUUCAGGACCGGUAAGCCCGAUGUAUGAUCGCAACGGUUACUCCUUACCAUCGAGUCCUCGUGAUUCUACUAGCGCCGGAAGAUCUAAAAGUAGCUGGUCAGAUAGCGAGAUGGAUCCCCUCGUAUGUUCUAUCAGCAAUGUACAUUCAUUUGGCCAUUUUACACGCAGACGAUCCUUUCCCUUACGCUUCAAGCUUGACGUUCUCGAUGCUUUCCAUCGAGACAAAGAAGUAAAGGAAAAUCAACGAGCCACCGCAAGAAAAUUCGGCAUAAAUCGUCGUCAAGUACAAAAAUGGUUAGAACAGGAAGCAGAACUCAGGGAAGAAAUUGCUCUUCGAGGAGACUUGCGCCAACGAUUAGGCCCUAUCCAGGAAGUCACUUCCGGUGAAUCGCCGUUGGAUCUGACGUUGACAAAUUAUAUUUCGAACUCGACGCAUUUGAGUUCGAAAUACAAGUCAACUGCAUUUGAGUGCAUCGAAAUGCAACUCAACUGCAUUUCAAUGUUGCGUAAUCAAGCUGAGACAGAACAGGAACGAUCGCAUUUCUAUUUCUGCGAUGUUGAUUCUGUUCGUUCGCAACAUACCUCGUAUUAUCAAUACUCUUCUGAGAUAGAGUCAUCUUCCAAGAUAGAACCUAUGGAGCCCUGCAAUCUCUCUUGCUCCGUAGACAAUCGAACGACAACGUCAACGACAACGACAUCCUCUUAUCAAGACUUGUCUUUACGAGAAUCCAACUACACGGAGUCUUCAGUUAAGGCGUACUGUUAUUCGCCUAGAGCAAAUUCUGAAGUGUCUACUCAUUCUGAAGGAUGCGAGCAAAGAUCUUCGCCUCUAAAAAGGCAGCAUUGUAUACUUCCUUGCUGUUGUGAAGUGACGCCGUCGCCAAAACGAUUCUGUUCGGAUGUGGAUGACUCCUACGACGUACCUCCUCAAGAUAUGCCGCUUUGUCUCGUGAAGCCCAAGUUGCCACGGGAUGUCUCUCCUUCUCGAACGGAGCUGAUUACUAUACCAAUCAGUACUGUACCGACUUCGAACAAUCCUGAUGCCAUCACUUUUAAGCCUUAUUUAGACAAUCCCGUGAGUAAACCAGUGAAGAAAUGCGCCGUUCAGAGCGAUUUGUCUUCUAUCAGUAGCCACAACAUGAAUAACAACAAUAACAACAACAAUAAUAACAAUAAUAAUUGCCAGAUUAUUUGCAAUUUUAACGAGGGUCAAAGUCACAAUUAUGAUUUCGAGCUUAAUCUGCGAGUGCCGGUUUCUUGGAGGUCUGGAAGUCUGUAUAGAGGUUUUCCGCAGCAAAGCGCAUUCGUUGGCGUAUCAUCGUUUUACAUGUAAUUUUUUUUUUAACUUUUCCUAUUUUGAUGCGGAUGAUGAAAAGUUGCAUGGAACGAUUAUAAAUCAUCCAUGUUUUGUCUUAUUUAGAUGGAUUUAGAAAAUGACGCUACAAAAAGAUUCCAAAAUUGGCUAUAAAAUUGGCUCGCGUUAUAGUUAAUUAGUUUAGAGUAAAAAUCCGACUGGUAAGUUUCUCGAGUGAAAAUUUGCCAGCAAAAGAUCGAUCGGUACGUGAUCUACUACACGUAGCGGGCCACGUAAGCUCUUAUCGUUUCCACGGAUCGUCGGUACCGUGUUAUACAUCGCGAUAAAGUCUUAAUCGGCCAUUGGACGAACCGAGGUGUGGAAGGAGAUUAUACAUGGUCGCAUCCUCGGCUAGCGCGUCUUCUUCCAACUCCAGCAAAUUUGCUCGAUCCUCUUCCUCUCCGUUUCAUCUACUCCAUAAAAAAUUACGCAGAUAUCUCGGCAGAUUUUUUUCAUCGUUUUAUCGUCGAGAUUAGAGCAUAGUGAUUAUCGGCUAGGCCGUUUAGAGGUCGAAGCAUUUGCUAUAAUUGUAGGAUUAUGUCAGCAUAGCCAUCGCAUCAAAGAAAAGUUUGCGGAAAGCAAUAAUUGGACCGAAGUAUCGUUUUUGCAUGGAAAAAACCAUUUGUUUCUGUUCUUGCAGUAUAAUAUGCAGUACAAUAUAUAAUGAGGUGUAGAAACGAUAAUUAUAUUUCUACAAUAUUUCUUAUUGGAAAAAUAGAAAAUCUUAUUUUACGUUUCUCCGUUGUGGAAUAUUUUCGGCCAAUUUUUGCUUAAUAUAUUUAUUCGAAUUAGUUUAUAGUUCUGUUCAGUUUUUCAUUGUAUAUUACAUUAAACAAAAACAACGAUUUCAAAGCAUAUUUUACUUUUUCCUUAUAUUCCGUGGAAAGCUAUUCGCUGGCAGGCGUUGAUUGCUUGAUUUCUUAGUAGUAUAAUACGACGCGUCACUCAUGAUUUUCUGCAAACUAGUCGCGCGAUUGCAUUUUCAUCAUUGAUCGCGAAUGAAUAUGCAGUUAAUCUGCGAAAAUCAUUUAAUUGCUCAAACAAUUUCUUCCAUGUACGCACGUGCGUCACACGCGUAUCAUAUUAGUAUUACAAUGCGACUUUAUCAUCGUCCUUAUAUCUCUAUAUCUCAACCGUUAACAAUUACUAUCUAUUUCUUGUUUUCACUCUUUUAUUGUUUCUUCUCAAACGGCCUUUCUGUAAAUAUGUAAAUAUGUAAAUAUUGAGAGAAUUAAGAAAAAACAUGACGUUAUUGGAUUUCCACUACAUUAGAGAUUUCUAUGAUGCAUUUUGAAAAAUGUAUCGUAGUUUUAUUUCAAGAAGUUUAGUUCAAUAUAUAUCUCCAGUUGGAGGAAAUAGGCUAUUUUAGUACCAAUCAUCUAAAAAAAAUAAGAAAAAAUAAAAAAGAAGUUGAGGAAAGAAGACGGAAAUUCGAGUUGAAAUGAAUCACUUCCGCAGACACCACUUCUCGUGCCUUCUUUAAUUGAACACAAGAUAUAUCAAACGUUCUCGAUGUAUAAUAAAAACGCAUAUUCAUAUACACAUAUGCGGUUAUAAUAGCAUAUAAAUUAAUAUUUUCAGAAGAUUAUAUGUAGACUUGGUAGAAAGCGAGCUUGAUAGUUUGCUCCCAGCGAAUUAAUUUGUUAAAUAAUGGUAAAGAAGAAUGACAGUAUAUGUUUUGUGAUUAAUAUGCUCACUAUUAUAUGUUAAAACCAUACAGAGAUAAAUGAAGAGGAUUUUAUCGUGUGCAUACCAAGCGUAAAAGAUUUUAUUGGUGAUAAUUAAUUCGCUGGUUAAUGGUCAAUUGUAAUGUGGGAAAUGGUGACUGAAUGGGAUUAAAAAGACACAACGAGAAUGUCUCUAAAAGGAAAUCAUGUGCCUUAUGUAAUGUAUUUAAAUCAAGAUAGUAUCACGCGACGUUUCAACUUGAUCAUGAGAUGAGAUCAGGGAUAUAUAAAUUGUAUAGUGUUAAAUAUUGUAAUAUAAACUGUCUAGAAAUAAACUAAUAAUAUUUCUUAGAAUAAAUCACAAUGUUGAAAGUGAUAAUUAUACAUAUAUGUUUUUAUAAAAUGUAUGCGCUCUCGUUCUCAAUGUACUGAAAUCGGCGCUGUAUGUCGAGAUUAUUACGAUCCUCGAGAAGAUAAAUAACUUUUGUCCGGCUUUGCUGGCGAAUUAUCAAAGAAAUAUCGAUAUGAAUCAUAAUUGACGCUAUAAAAAAAUUGAUAUUAGAUUGUAAAAGAUAUCUUGCUUGUAGACCGGAAGGAACAUUGCAAUACUAAGUAAUUAUAGUAUUGCAUACAUUUUCUCAAUUUCUUUGUAUCAAUUAAUAUUUUGCUUCAAGUUAUUCACGAAUCUCUCUCGUAAAAUACUUAUAUUGUAUCUGAAAUAAAUCUCAUGCGGUAUUGUGAUCAUACCUUCCAAAUAUUGUUCAUAUUUUAAUGAUAAGCCAAGGAAAUUGAUAUUCAGUGGAUUUCUAAAUAACAGUUGCCAAGCGAGCGAGAGGGAGAAGGCCAAUUCUGUAAAUCACUGUAGCAGACAGGGCAGUUACAUUAAUGUUUCAAUAUUCACGCUUAAUCGAGCUCAUUCGUGCAGCAUUAUCCAACACUAUUGCCUGUGCGAUCGCUUCGUACCGAGCUCUAAUUUAUCGUCUCACGAAUAAUAAAUUCAUGACAUGAUAUUAUAAUAAUUACUUUCAUGAGGCAACAUAUUGCGAUAAAGGAAUAUCACUCUCUUUUGCAUCGUCUGUCUGUUUUCACGUAAAUAUAAUUGCUAUAAGUUUUCAAAUAAUAUAUGGUCAGCAUUUUUUCCAGUUUGGUAUUAUAUUCUAAAAAUUGCGUAAUGUAAAUACAAUUUUAAUCUCGCUCAGAUUCUAAUUAUAUACCAUGCGAAUGUGUAUGAAAUAUAUAAUAAGGAAUAUGUUUCUUUCCAUAGUUGAAGAAUUCGCCAACCAAGUCCGAGGAUUGAGAUUGAAAGGGAAAUACGUUUGUGCCUUGCUUGCGAUUGUCACAGUAGUCAAGGCGGCAAUGUACAAUAAAAGCGUAAUCGUAAGCCAUAAUAAAUUACAUAUGCCAUAAUAUGUUUUACAUAACAGAUAUUUUAAAUAAGAGAUCGACUGACAAAAAGACCCUCUAUUGCGCGAAAAAUAAAUCUCCGCCAAAGUGCCUUGUAUGCGUGUGAGUGCAUUCGUGUGCGUGUUGCUUGUGUUUGUAUGUAGUACGUAUGCCACGUAUAUACUACAAGAGUCUGUCAGCAAGAAGCAUAAGGCGUAUAUAAGCAAUAUUUUUUAAGUCCAUACAAAAGGGAAGUCUCGGUUGCGAUCUCCCGCGUUUGUAGUCCAUGUAACACAAGUAUAUGUAUAUGUAUAUAUAUGUGUAUAUAAAUAAACGUAAUAGAGAAUUAGAGCGAAGAUUAUAGAAAGCACAUAUGAAUUUAUAUAUAUAUAUGCAUAUACAUAUAUAUAUGUAUAUAUACAUAUAGCGAAAGUUAUAUUUUGAUAUAUCAACUUAUACACGACGAAUGCGCCUUCUAAAUUCACCCGGUGCCUUCGAAUUGCUCGUGCCUUACAAUCUCCUGCGCGAGGAGAAAAUUCAGGACCAAAAAGCAUCGUGCAUGUACUCUUUAACGAGUACCUGUUUAUUACAUGUAAAAAGAAUCGAUCUUUUCUUGACAAGAUUCUGCACGUCCGAAAAUGCGAAUUGAAAAAUCAAUCUACGAAUAUCCACCAGUGCCCCCUCUUCACGUGCAAGCGUAAUAUCAGUAUUUUAAAAUUAUUUCUUAUUUAUUACUCUAUGUGACACAAAGAUUCCCUAAUCUCGGAAAGGAAUUCAAUAAGCUUAUGGAAUUUUGCGUGCGCCUUCAUUUCUAUAUCUUCCCGAUCAUGUACUUCGCAAGAACGUUGAGUUUCUCUUUUAUCACACCUUGUGUGCAAUCAAUAUAAUUCGUAUGACGAUUUAACCAUUACUCGGCGACUUGUUGCUCAUCGAUAUCUUAUCUUAUAUGUACAUACAUUUAUUGGCACAUACUUGGUGAACGAUACGAGAAAAAGAAGCACGCGGUCCCUGCGACGUACGGCAGCUCAAAAAUGCGGUAAUCGAGAACAGUUGAACAAUUUAUCGAUAUCUUCAUUGUUGUAAACGAUGACGAUUAAUAAUAACGAUGACGAUUAAUAACGAUAACAUCGUUCAUUUUGUAUUUAUUUGCGUAUAUAGUUUUCUAUUAAUGCCGAGUUUUACACAAAGUGAUCAUAUUCGUCAUUGUGAUUUAUCGAAAAGUAACAAAUGGAAGAAAAAAAGAGAAAGAGUGCUUACGAAUGUACGUGUGCAUAGCAGAAUGUCAGAGAGCGAGAGUAAAAAUAUAUUAUUUUAAUGUUCGAUGAGUGCAAGAGAAAGGCAUUGAGAUGAUUUUUUGUACGUUCCGAGACGCAAGAAUUAUUGUAUUAAAUAUUGUAUAAUAUGCACACUCAUAUAGAUUAUAUGAAACGUGCCAAAAUGUCAACAAAAUGUCCGUUUUGCACUUAUAAUGUCUUGGUAUGGCACGCUUCAUAUGAUAUAGAACUUUAUUCGAAUUUGAAAGAAAAUAUAAGAGAUUAUU
Molecule: messenger RNA, 12361 nt
Organism: Ooceraea biroi (clonal raider ant)
Lineage: Eukaryota; Metazoa; Arthropoda; Insecta; Hymenoptera; Formicidae
Source: RefSeq, a predicted model, not a curated record